Molecule: messenger RNA, 5056 nt
Organism: Trichoplusia ni (cabbage looper)
Lineage: Eukaryota; Metazoa; Arthropoda; Insecta; Lepidoptera; Noctuidae
Gene: neur
Product: protein neuralized
Exons: 4
Coding region: 1662-3575 (637 amino acids)
Molecular function (GO): ubiquitin protein ligase activity
Source: RefSeq, a predicted model, not a curated record
AUUAUGUCCCAUUAGGUAAUGUAAUAGAACUUCUGGAUAUCAAAAUUUUGAGGGAUCAAAAAUUCGGGUUUUAAUUUUUCGACCUAACCAGUUUUUAAUGUAAAAUCAGAACUCUAUAACGGAGGCACCACUGUCUGUCUGACACCUAGCUUCAUGAGUCUUCUAAACCGUGAUACCGUGGUAGUUGAAAUUUUGUCUCAGAAGUGUGCAAAAUUUGGUAUUUUUGAAAUGGGAUCAGACUAAUUUGUUCGAAAACGAAAGACUGGGGACUGUCGUAAAUUUUUAGGGUGUCAAAUUUAUAGGACACAAUCCACUUAUUCCAUCCUAGCAAUUGGUUUUUUACUACUUUAUCCUUUUUAUGCAGAACCCUUAGUGUCGCGAGUCCAGGCCAAUUGGACUUCACAUCAUCAUCACCCAUUAAUAAACCAAUUACUAUGCAUAAGCCUCCCUUUGUUUACGCCAUUCUUCUCUUUCCAUUCUUUCCUUCUUUCUUGGAUUUCGCAGCCAUCCAGAGUGUGGGUUAAAUGGAAAAAGACCUCUUACAUAUUAUUACAUACAUUAAUGAAAUCUGACGCAUGCUUUUCGAAGCCUGGGUCCAAAUAUUGUGCAAUCUCGAAAAAUGGAAAUCACGGACUGGUUGUAUUCUAUAUCUUCAUUUUCCUGUUUGAUAACAUUAAUUUAAGUUUUAUCCUGUCAACGAGGAAAAAGUUUUGCUUUGAUGUUUUGGGAUGAUUCCAUAGUGAAUCUGUUAUCUUGUAUGAGAAUCGUUUCUAUACCACUGUUGGGCAUAGGCCUUCCCAUAUAGGGAAGAUUUGAGCAUUGAUCACUUACUCUAAAGAAGCCUUUCCUAGAUGCCAAAAUUUCGAAAGAACUGAGAAAGUACGGGUUAUUUUAAGAAGUCUCUAUGAUACAUGCUUCGAUCGAUCGAACCUGCACCCUCGUGCAUACAAGUCCGUACAUAUAACCGCAAAGCUACCAAGACUGUAGUUACUUAUGUACUUUAAAAUUGGGGAAUUCCUUGAUUGACAUUUAAAACAACUUAUUAUAGCUUCAUUCCAUUAAAGUACAGAAAUCGUACAUGCCCAAAAGUUUUCAUCCCUAAAAGAGCUACAAAAAAAGACCCAAAGUUUUUCAAGAAUAAAAAUAGAAUCGCGUGCCAUAAAACUCAACCCUUUGAUCGCCGACCCAUUACUCCUAGACCACUCAAUUUCGUAUUAACACCUUUUAAAAUACAAAGGCUUCAAAAUGUCACAUGAAAAUUAACUUUCGAACCAUCCCCUAGAACACAUCUGCUUUAAAAUACCUAUACGCGGUUGUGUUGACAUUCUCCCACUCCUUGUUCCAUCUCGCUCUGUUGUACUAAGAGUGAGCGGGAUGGCUGAUAGGGUAUUGAUGCGCGCGCAGCUUUCCCGGAGCCCUUGAUACGGUCGCCGUGCGUUUAGCUUACACACUCCGCCGCCGGACAGCGUCGCGUGCGGACGUCUCGUCGAAACGAACGUCGCGUCGUCGUGUUUUCAAAGUGCGCUAUGGAUAUCGAGAGCUUAUAAAAAAGCCGUCGCGUAAAAAUAAUCGUGUUUUAAUAUAAAUUCGCGUUGAAGUGAAAUGAUAUAUUAGUUUUUUUUUGUUUUAUUUUGUAUUAUUCUUGGAUUGUAUUCGUAUCAAUGAUGGGCGUAAGUGGAUGCGUAAGCGUGAGGCAGGCGAGGGGCUCCUGCCACUGCCCGGCGUGCCCUAGGGCUUCGGGCCACGUCCAAAUGCCCCCCCAAACCCUGGUCUUGCCCCCAAUGGCCAUGGAACCGGAAACGACCCCCGUGAAGGACAAAAAAGGAUCUAAAAUGAAGGUCCUUAAGAAAAUUAAGAAAAAAAUUGGCUUAGCACCCCGUACUUCGUGCACCGGUGGCACCCCCAACAACCUCCCCCCCCUGGGUUUCCACUCCAUCCACGGUGAAAACGUGAGGGUCUCCCGCGAUGGCUCCAUGGCGCGUCGUGUGGAGAGCUUCUGCAAGGGAGUGGCCUUCAGCGCCAGGCCCGUUAGAGUUAAUGAAAAGGUUUGCCUUCGCUUCGUCGAGAUCUCAAACAGCUGGAGCGGCGUCAUCCGGUUCGGGUUCACGAGCCACGACCCCGCCACCCUCGCGCACGCCCUCCCGAAAUACGCCUGCCCCGACCUCACGAACAAACCAGGGAACUGGGCAAAGGCACUCGGCGAAAGAUUCUGCGAGAAAGACAACAUCCUAUACUACUACGUCAACUCUUCUGGCGACGUCCAUUUUGGAAUCAACGGGGAAGAUAAAGGCUUGUUCUUCUCUGGCGUGGACACACGGAACCCGCUGUGGGCGCUGGUUGAUGUGUACGGAAACUGUACCGCGGUCCAAUUCGCGGACCCCCGGGCCCCGAGCCAGAGGAGGCACAGUCCGGUCGAAGAAGAGAGAUUAGUCAGCAGUAUGAGGGCGUUGUCUGUCGACGAAUCGUUACCGCCGCCGAGAUAUCAAAACCCUCUAGUGCCUCUAAGCUUGCACAGAACUAAAGGGAGAAAUGUACAGUUUAUUAACGAUAGGGGUGUCGCCGCCAGAGCUGAGGCGGAAUUCUGCCAAGGAUACGUGUUUACUGCUCGUCCGAUGCGUCCAGGACAGACUAUAGUCUUUCAAAUCUUGGCUACAGAGCCCGCGUAUGCAGGCAGCCUGGCUAUUGGGUUAACGUCAUGCGACCCAGCGACUCUACGGCCGUGUGACUUACCCGAUGACGCGGAACAGCUGUUAGACCGUCCUGAAUACUGGGUGGUUAGACGCGACGCCGCCAAUGGUCUCCGAAGGGGGGACGAACUAGCUGUGACCUUAACCACUGACGGAGAGGUCAGGGUCAGCAGAAAUGGUUCUACGCCAGUCACAGUUAUGCAUGUUGAUCAUACGCUCAAGUUGUGGGCGUUCACGGAUAUCUACGGUGCUACGCAGAAAGUCAGGAUGCUGAGCACUCAGGUCCAGCCGUCUCCCACUCCUCCGCAGCAGUUGAGGGUCCUCACUGGGUCAGCUAACCAGAUUACUGCUGGCGCUGGUGGGACCGUCCUGGUUGUGAGCCUGCCGCCUCAGAAUGGACAGAACUCGUCUAAUCAACAGAAUCUGACGCUUGCGAGCGCGCACUAUAUUGAGCCAAUCCAAACGACAUCACAGCUCUGUCUAACAGGACUACCCAUCAACCAGCCGUCAGCGUGCUAUCAGCAACCACCGCGUCCAAGGUCCGACCAGUGCUCAUCAUCCAGCCAAAACAACUUGAACGAGCAGGUCCAGUUACCUAACGGACACUCAGAGCCUUUGAGACUAGCCGACAGACUCCAGAAUGGACCGUCAACGAGCCGUCACCAGCCGAUCUACUCCGUCAUCGGAGAAGGUGGCGCCACGGGGAACCUCACGGGAACCGAAUGCACUAUCUGCUACGAGAACCCAAUAGACUCCGUACUAUACAUGUGCGGGCAUAUGUGCAUGUGUUACCGAUGCGCCGUCCAACAGUGGAGGGGAAAAGGGGGCGGCCAGUGCCCUCUGUGCAGGGCCCCAAUCAAAGAUGUUAUCCGCACGUAUAAAUCCUGAUGUGCUUUGCCAAAAUCGUUUUUUAAUCCAAAAAAAGUCUCUGUAUAUAUUUGAAUUAGGUAGGUUGAGUUUUUGUUGGAAACGGAUUGAAAUUCGAUAGGGGUUGAAAUGACAGAAUUGAGUUUUUUUUCUGAUUUUCCAAUCCGUUUUUUUAACAAGAAAUUAUUGAUUAGUAAAUAAUAUAUUAAUGUUAGUAAUAUAUAAAAACGGUUCGCUUGUAGAUUGGUUAUUUAUUUCGGAGUUAAAACGGCGGCGGUAGUGGCGUAAGAUAGAUUGGUGAUUUAAAUUAUUUGAUUUGUAACGUUCUGGACAUUUGGCACAAACAUUGGGACCAACAUUCGUUCAAUAGAUACAGUUAUGUUAUACCAAUGUUUGAAUCAAAUUUACUAAGCAGACUUAUUUUUUGAUAAUCCUUAAAACCGUUCUCUAUUGAAUAUAAAAUGACACUCAGGACAAAUUAAACCUAAGGAAUAUUAAUAAUAAUAUCGUAAAAAUGUGGACAUUGAAUUUAAAACUACAAUAUUUUUAAAAAUCUAUCCAGGAAUAAUCUUUAACCUAUUUCUCAGUUAUUAAAAAACUGGUUUAACUCUUCUCUUCUAUUUUCUUUUAUUUGGAUCAUAUUUUUCGAAACUGGGGGUUGAGUUUUGAAACAAAUAAUGUUCACAUUUUAUACUGUCUAAAAAAAAUGAUUAAAAUUCAGUUUCAAUGAAGACUUUUCAGAAACACAUUUUGACUAAACAACUGCAUUGCAGAAGAAAUACUCAGACUUAUAAUCGACUUAGAAGUUAUCAAGGGAUGAAACAUAUCAUAGGAAUUUCAUCCCCACUUAUAUAAGUAGGUUGAAACCCAGCCCCAAUACGAGGCUUUACGAUGUAUAUAAAGUAGUUAUGCUAGUAUAAGUUAAACGUUCCUAGUUAUUAAAGCUAUAAAAAAUAGCAUUCAAAAAAUCUGUGUAGAAUCGUCUUUAAGAUUACGUGUCCUAAAAAACUUGAGUAUUGACAACAUAUAAAAUGGGGUUGAAAUAAAAAAGUAUUUGAAUGUUUUAAUAGUGUUGUCUCUUUCCAGCAUACUGAGUUCAUUAAUAAAGAGUGAAAUAAAGAGUGAUAUCAGAAACAUUUGAAUUUUUGUUUUUAGGACACGAAUCUUUACUAUAUUAAAAUACAAUGGUUAUUUCGUCCAUGACACUAUCAAUAAGCAUUUAAUAAUUAAUAAUAAUUCAAAAAUUAUACUUCUGUUUUAGUUCGGAAGGCAACAUUUUUAACUUUAAUUUGAAAAUCUCAUUUUAUAAACGCAAUAUAGCAAAAUUUGCACAAUUAUUGUUAUUUUCAUUAUAAUUUAUAUUGCAUAUGCAUUAACGCACAGACAAACAUUCCUACCAUCAUUGUUUUGAUUGCUAUUUGCAUCAAUAAUUUAGUUUGAUUUGUGCAUGUGACUUGAAUAUUUGUGAAACCCCCGCGACACAAGGAUUAAACUCCUUAGCG